This is a messenger RNA of Vicia villosa (hairy vetch), 623 nucleotides long. RefSeq lists its product as uncharacterized. NCBI's taxonomy places the organism in Eukaryota, Viridiplantae, Streptophyta, Magnoliopsida, Fabales, Fabaceae. The transcript has a single exon. Bases 174 to 383 code for a protein of 69 amino acids. The record is from RefSeq and is a predicted model, not a curated record.
AAAGUGUCAUAAAAUUCAUUACUAAGAAAACUCAUCAACAUUAUGAGCCUCAACUAACUUGUUGCCAGCUUCAACUUUCAUUUCAUGUAUUUAUACACACUUCACAUCUUCUCAUUUUCCAUCACUUUUUUAAUAUUAGUAAUAAAUAAACAACGCCGCGUAGAGAAGGAAGAAUGGUCUGCUUUUGUUUUCUGGUGGACCAGACUAAGGAGAUGCAGCGGAGCAAGCCGGCGGCGGGAACUUGCUCACGGUGCGGCGGAGGUGCUAGCGUGGCGGACAUGAAGACUGCUACUAGAUUUUGCUAUGUUCCGUUUUAUACCAAAUCUUGGAGAGCUAUUGUUUGUACUUUUUGUGGAGCUGUUCUUCGUUCUUACCAACACUAAGAUAGUAGUGUGCUAAGAUCGAGUAUUUAAUUAAUAAGAUUAAUUUUUAUUAGUAGAUAAGUAUAUUUAAUUAGUACUAACAUAUGGAUAUUGUUAAUUUUCCAUUAUCCAUGAGAAUGAAUGAGAUUCUAUAUUUUAUUAUUUAUUUACAUAUUUUGUUAGUUUUUCUAAUAAUACAUAUUUGAAUAUUUCUCUCUUUUCCUUUCUUGGAAUAUAGAAUGCUUUGUGGCUUUGUUUUUU